Molecule: messenger RNA, 1160 nt
Organism: Diorhabda sublineata
Lineage: Eukaryota; Metazoa; Arthropoda; Insecta; Coleoptera; Chrysomelidae
Product: PI-PLC X domain-containing protein 3-like
Exons: 6
Coding region: 163-1152 (329 amino acids)
Biological process (GO): lipid metabolic process
Molecular function (GO): phosphoric diester hydrolase activity
Source: RefSeq, a predicted model, not a curated record
CAGUUCCUAUCUCUAGUUUUCAUUGAAAGUUUGAAGUCAUUUGUGUUAUGUUUCCUCCAUGACAUCACGUGGUCUCCUACUCCACGAAUCAGUCCUGUUUCGUAGGCACCUAAGGAAGCAUCGUAAGUUUAUUGGAAGCUUCAUAACCUAAAAAUUUCUAGUAUGAAUAAUGUGGGUAGUUACCAUGUCGAUGGUGUGCCGGAUUUAAGCGAGGAUCUUGAAAACUGGAUGUCUAGGUUACCACACGAACUGAAACAGACACCGAUUAUUUAUUUGGCUAUACCAGGCUCCCAUGAUAGUUUCACUUCGAAAAUAACAUCAGAUUCGGAACUAGCCCCAGAUGCGGAGGACUCCAUAAAAAAACUUAGUUUUUUAGGUUCAUUAUUAAAAGUUUUUUUGGUAAAAUGGUCACGAACACAAACUUACAUGGCUCAUGAUCAGUUAAUAAGAGGAAUUAGAUAUUUUGAUCUGAGAAUCGGAACGAGAAGCGGAAAUCAAGACCUGUUCAUAGUACACGCAUUAUAUUCUGCUGCUGUACAAUCUUGUUUAGAUGAAAUCAGUGCUUUCUUGGAUACUCAUACACAAGAGGUAGUUAUUUUGGACUUCCAACAUUUUUAUGGCUUUACACAAAAUGAGCAUGAUAGACUGAUGCAAAUGAUCAAUAAAACAUUUGGUACUAAGCUCUUGCCUUAUAAUCAACAUAUGAAUUAUGUUACUUUAGAAUAUAUGACUAUACAAUAUCGAUACCAGGUAAUAUGUAUUUAUAGAUCUGAUGCGGCUCGAUUCGGUCAACCUUUAUUGUGGCCAUCGCGUAGUUUUCCAAAUCCCUGGCCAAAUACAGUUUCAAAAACGUAUUUAUACGAGUAUUUACAUAACGGUUUGAAAAAUAGGCCAGCGAAACUUGGUUACAUCACGCAAUGUAUUCUGACACCUCCUGGGUGGUACAUUUUUAAAAACCUUUACAGUUCUCUUAAGAAAAAAUGUGCAAUAAAAUUAGAAGAAUCCAGAUCAAACUGGAUAGAAAAUCAAUCACCCGGUGAAGGAGGAAUGAAUAUUAUAAUAGCAGAUUUUAUUGAAUUAUCUGAUUGUAAAUAUGUAAAAGAAGUGGUUAAUGUAAACCAAAAGUUGAUUCUUAAUAAUAAAAGAUAUUAAUGUGUUAA